AUGAGUGCAUCAGGUAAUUUCAUCCCUCCUAUGUUUGUGUUUCCGAGAUGCCUAAUGAAGCCUGAGUUACUUGAUGCUGCACCACCAGGAUCCAUCGGUGUAGCCCAUCCGUCUGGUUGGAUGCAAACUGAUUUGUUUCUGAAAUGGUUUGAACAUUUUGUAUAUCACAGUCAUUCGUGUGCCGAUUCACCAGUACUGUUGAUCCUUGAUGGACAUAAAACCCACACCUUAAAUCUUGAUGUUAUCAAUCUUGCUCGUGAAAAGUGUGUUUCUCUCCUAUGUUUACCACCUCAUUGCAGCCAUCGGCUACAACCAUUAGACGUAAGCUUGAUGAAACCACUCAGUACGUAUUACACUCAAGAAGUUGAGAAGUGGUUACUUGUUCACCCAGGUAGAAUAGUGACUACUCUGCAAUUACCUGCGCUCUUCCGAGAGGCUUAUCUUCGUGCAGCCAGUGCUCUGACUGCAGUCAAUGGGUUUAGAAAAACUGGUAUAUGGCCAAUCAAUCGUGAUGUCUUUCAAGAUGCAGACUUUGCUGCUUCAUUGCCUACAGAUAUUCCAAGAUUGGAACAUGAAGCAACUGGCAGCAAUACAGAGUUGGUUGCUGGUGAAGUUUCACCAACAGGCGAAUAUGUUGAACUCAUUAUAGAGAAAACUGGCAUGCCUAUUGAGAUUCUUCAGAUACCAGUGUUGCAGUCACAACCACUAAUUCGGCAUAUUGGUGAAGGGGCAUCUCAACCCACAUCACACGAGUCAGGCAUGGAGCAACUCGAUGAUGUUGAUCAGUUAAUUCUUCAGGUUAUUUCUCCGAUAACAAUGGAGCUGACAGAAGGACAAGUUGGUGACAUCGCCUCUCUACUUACAUUGGUCGAGCCAGUUCUACAGCAACCCGGUGGCGGUGAUGUUGAUUCUUUAGUUUCUCCGACAACAAUAGAGUUGAUAGAGGCACAAGUUGGUGACAGUUCAUCUUCACCAAGAUUGGUCGAGCCAGUUCUGCAAAAACCCUGUGAUGCUGACGGUGUCGGUUUAAAUACACCAACAGCUGUUGGUUGUCGAAACGCUCUUGAACAUAAACCUAAAGUCCGUGUUUUGCAAAUUUCGCCUUUACCAAAAGUGGAAGUGGGCAGCAUUCGCAAAACAUCGAAAUCGAAAGGUAAAACUGCUAUUUUGACUGCCAGUCCUUACAAGCAAGGCUUAGAAACAAAAAAGCGUUUGGCUGAAGAGAAGAUAGCUGCAAUGGAGGCUAAAAAAGUGAAAAAAGCUCUUGCGGCAGCAGAAAAAAACAAGAAGACUAGCAAAACGAAAGAAAAGAAGCCUAAAUCUGCACUAAAUACAAACCAAAAAAGAGGAGUGAAACAGACUGGGCCUAUCCAAUCAGUUUGUCCAGAAUGUGGAAUCAUGGAAAAAUCUGUCGAGGAUAAGGUGAAGGCGUGUGACUGGAUUUCAUGCAAAACCUGUCUGGCAUGGUACCAUGAAUCGUGUGCAGAAGUGAAUGGAGUAUUUGAUGACGAUUACUUUUUAUGUGUUCAAUGUUGUGAGUAG
Hydra vulgaris (swiftwater hydra) is the source of this 1542-nucleotide messenger RNA. Lineage: Eukaryota; Metazoa; Cnidaria; Hydrozoa; Anthoathecata; Hydridae. The record is from RefSeq and is a predicted model, not a curated record.